AUGUCAUCUUUAGAAUCACAAGCGCUGAGUCGGAAAGAGCGGCUGGCUAAGCUGCGAAACAUUAAAAAGGGCACUGAAAAUGGAGCUUCAAAUUCAAAGGAAGAAUCUGAUGCUUUCGAGCCAUUGAAGCCCAUUGGUAAGAAUUAUAACGUAGAACUUCGUGGGCCUCAGUCUGGGUUUAAUGGGCCUCCAACAUUGCGGCUUGGAACGGACGAGACAGUAGAAGCUGUUUCAGCUGAAUUUGAGCGGGAGACUUUGGCGCGUCUUCGCGAGCGGGGUAUAUCAUCUACGGGACCUAGGGCAGAAACAGAAGAUGAAACUGGAUCGACUAAGACGGGACUUGAUUUAGAAAGCUUACAACCCAAACGGGCGAACUGGGACUUGAAGAGAGAUGUAGAGCCACAACUGAAGGUACUGGAGGCUCAGACUCAAAACGCAAUUGUGCAGAUUGUGAGAGAGCGACUGAAGGCUGAUGUGAAGGAGUAUGGAGAGAAGAAGCAGUCAGGGGGUUCUUGA
This is a messenger RNA of Magnusiomyces paraingens, 516 nucleotides long. RefSeq lists its product as uncharacterized. The transcript has 2 exons. Gene Ontology annotation, cellular component: post-mRNA release spliceosomal complex; U2-type spliceosomal complex. Bases 1 to 516 code for a protein of 171 amino acids. The record is from RefSeq and is a predicted model, not a curated record. Lineage: Eukaryota; Fungi; Ascomycota; Dipodascomycetes; Dipodascales; Dipodascaceae.